Molecule: messenger RNA, 4357 nt
Organism: Etheostoma spectabile (orangethroat darter)
Lineage: Eukaryota; Metazoa; Chordata; Actinopteri; Perciformes; Percidae
Product: amyloid-beta A4 precursor protein-binding family A member 1
Exons: 13
Coding region: 458-3928 (1156 amino acids)
Biological process (GO): chemical synaptic transmission
Cellular component (GO): plasma membrane; cytoplasm; dendritic spine
Molecular function (GO): protein binding; amyloid-beta binding
Source: RefSeq, a predicted model, not a curated record
UUCAAUAAUUCAGGAACGUCUGAUAAGACCAGGAAGAUCCACAGGCAGAUAACAGCGACACCCCCGACAGACCGUGGGAAUACAACCGCUAACGGUGGCGUUGCAGCAGGCGGACAGAGGCGCUGAUGGAGUCUAGCUGGGAUGAGGCUCCACUCAUGGCCGUAAAGAACAGUUUGCGUCUGCACCACCAGCAUCAGCAGUGUUUGUAAAGGCGCUUUGUGCAUCGCUAAUCCGCUCUGAUGUCACAGUGCAGAAGGAGGGGCUGAGCUUUCCGCUUUAAUCCGAGCAAAUUGUCUGGAGGGACAAGCCGAACGAGCAGGCACGAAAACAGUGGCAAUGUGUACUGCAGCAGCCGGACCCGGGCCUCUCCUCGACAUGCAGGCUUUCCUAUGAGCGGGGCUUUCUGUGAGAUAAGGGGAGCAUGUUCUGAAAAUUGGAGUUGGAUCACACCCCAGCCAUGAGCAAAAGGUAUCAGGAAGAGGCAUCCGGGGAAGCAGGCGAGGAACACAAGGUUGCCUCAAGGAGCAGGCAGCCCAACGGGACGUCUCUUGGGGACCCUCCUGUACGUCGGUCCUGGAGGCCGUGUCAAAUGCUCAACCAGGAUGGGGAACUGAAUCCCCAUCAUCAUCACCAUCAUCAUCAGCCUCCUCACCAACACCAACCACCCACAGGUCGCGGACCAAAUCGGCAUCGCCGGCGGCCUCCAUCAGGACAGGGCCAGGCUCAGAGUCUCGGUCAGGACCCAGCGGCAGCUCCUUCCAGGCCAGACGGGGAGGAGAGCCGAGACACUGAGCCCUGUCCCGUCCAGCAACCCCGCCCUGCUGUCAUGCGUUACCGCCGUCAUGGCGACCCUAACCCCAGACUCAGAGGGCACAGAAUAAGGCAACCAAUCAGAGAAAUGCAGGACUCUUUGCCUGUUGCGGAUGAGAGAGAGAGUCCAGCAGAGGUGCAGGUACAGCAACGCUCAUCAGACAAUCCUGUAACAGACAAAUUGCAGGACAGGGGGUCUCCUCACCUGACUCCCAUUGCAGUUGUUACCCCCACCCAUCUCUCACCUGUUCCUGCAACCCAAAACAUGCACCCUCAUCCCCAACACACUCUGCCUGCUGAGGCAGAAGAGGACCUCCAGGAGUGUAAAGUAGAGUGUGAAAAGGAAUCUGAGGAAGUUAGGGAGAAUGAUAAAGAUCAAGAACAGGCGGAGGAUGAUGAAGACCACCGCCCAACCCCAGGUCACUCCAGCUGCGGCCCUUAUGACGUGCAGACAGUUGAUCACAGAACAGAGCAAGGUGCAGAGAGAGUGGAGGAGGAUCAGGAAGAAGCGAUGGAAGAUGUAGUGGAGGACAUAGCAGCUCAGGGAAGCGAAAUUACUGAUCUCUGCUCUGACACGGAGAGCGCCGCCUCGCUCAGUAUGGACGCACCUCUCCACAGCCCUCCGCCGCUGCAGUCACCAACUCCUCCUUCGUCCCCUGAGGUUCCACCUUUCCCCCAGCUGGACCACUUUAGUGAGGACACCAGCAUGAGCCCUGUGCCCGACAACGACCUGCUGUCUGAAGAUGAAGAUGAUGAUUGCUCUGAGUCGUGCUCGCCGUCUCACUUUACUUCCCGUUCUGACUCCUAUCCGAAAACCUAUGCAGACUUUUAUACAGAGUCCCACCAAAAAUCGUCUGUCUACAAGUCGUACUCGGAGCCCAAAUCCCAUCCUAACUCUUUUCCUGAGCCCCUUAAGACCUCCUACCCCGAUUUACAAAAAGAAUCUCGCAGGCAAUCUGGUUGGAGGACUGAGACUAAUGAGGCCCAGGAGGAGUCCCGCCAAGAGCCUGUUACCAGCCAUAGACAGGAGAAUGUACAAAAAGGGGCGCCAAGCUCCCCCACCAGGGGCUCGCAUUAUGCACCAAGGCAGGGCAUAGAGCGCGGUUCACAUCAUUUCCCUCUGGACCGUUCUGUUGGCUGCCGGCUGCACCAUUAUGACGGACAGUCUGACAGCGAGGGGGACAGCGCCAAUCAAAGUCCCGUUCCCAAAAGUCGCAGGCAGGCGCCCAGACAAGCAGAAACCCAGGCUAAGAGCCCCUCUUCAGGGCAAAGUAGCUCAGGAGAGCGGAGUGCUGGAAGUCUCCAAGUGGAAGAAGGUUCAAGGGGCUCAGGAGACGCCAUCAGCCUUGCAAUUAAAGACAUUAAGGAGGCGAUUGAGGAGGUGAAGACUAAGACGGUCCGCUCCCCCUACACACCUGACCAGCCUGUGGAGCCCAUCUGGGUGAUGAGGCAGGAGGCCAGCCCCACAGAGGAGGUAUACCCACCGCCAACUACAGCUGACCAUUCUUGCCCUAUCUCCCCCAGUAAGUCGGUGCCUGAGUCUCCAUCCCGCUACUCCUCAGUUCCAGUUCGGGAGCCGGUCAGUCCACUGAGAGUUGAGUCAGCCAGAGCACUUCAUCCUCAACAUUAUCCCCAACAGCAGCCCCAACACAGCCAUCAGCACCACCGCGGCCACCAUUCACAGCAGAGGGACACGGCAAGGCCGCCGCAGACAUACACACAGCCGCAAUCCUACACACACAUGCCGCCUAAUUUGCAUCACCAACGUCAACAUCAGUUUCAACAACAGAAUCAACAUCAGCAGCAGCUUCCAGCUCAGCGGCCGCGGCCUCCACAGCCUCAAGUUCAGCCACAGCCUCCUCCACAGCCGCCCUCUGUCCAGGAGCUUCGCAGAUCUCUUCCUUCGUUUCCAACAUUUGUGGACGUCCCGGGGCCGUGCGACCCCGAAGACCUUAUCGACGGCAUCAUCUUUGCAGCAACCUACCUGGGCUGCACCCACCUGCUCUCAGAGAGGACGCCCACAAAGAGCGCCCGCAUGCAGCAGGCACAGGAGGCCAUGAGCAGAGUCCGGGCUGCUCAGAAACAGGCAAAGAACAGGAAAAAGAGCCCCGACGGGGAGCCUCCAUCCACUGCUGAGGUUGAUUUGUUCAUGUCCACGCAGAGGAUCAAAGUCCUCAAUGCAGACACUCAGGAGUCUUUAAUGGACCUGCCACUGAGGACGAUCUCCUAUAUAGCCGACAUUGGUAACAUGGUGGUGCUGAUGGCCCGGGGGAAGAUGGUGCGCUCCCGCAGCGCGCAGGAAAACCUGGACCACGCAGCCGAGCAAACUACCAUGAGCCACGAUGACAGACGGCUGUACAGGAUGAUCUGCCACGUCUUUGAGUCUGAGGAUGCCCAGCUGAUUGCUCAGUCCAUCGGUCAGUCUUUCAGCGUGGCCUACCAGGAGUUCCUCAGGGCCAAUGGCAUCGACCCAGAGGAUCUGAGCCAGAGGGAGUACAGCGACCUGCUCAACACUCAGGACAUGUACAACGACGACCUCAUCCACUUCUCCAAGUCGGAGAACUGCAGAGAUGUUUACAUUGAGAAGCAGAAAGGAGAGAUUCUGGGUGUGGUGAUAGUGGAGUCGGGCUGGGGGUCCAUCCUUCCCACCGUCAUCAUCGCCAGCAUGAUGCAUGCUGGUCCGGCUGAGAAGUCCGGUCGACUCAACAUCGGAGACCAGAUCAUGACCAUCAACGGGACGAGUCUGGUGGGUUUGCCGCUUAGCACCUGUCAGAGCAUCAUCAAGGGUCUCAAGAGUCAGUGCAGGAUCAAGAUGAACAUUGUGCGGUGUCCUCCCGUGACCAUGGUGCUCAUCCGCAGGCCGGACCUCAGAUACCAGCUGGGCUUCAGCGUCCAGAAUGGCAUCAUCUGCAGCCUGAUGAGGGGAGGCAUUGCUGAGAGGGGGGGUGUCCGCGUCGGCCACCGCAUCAUCGAGAUCAACAGCCAGAGUGUCGUGGCGACGCCUCACGAGAAGAUUGUUCAGAUUCUGUCUAAUGCCAUGGGAGAGAUCCAUAUGAAGACGAUGCCUGCAGCCAUGUACCGUCUGCUGACAGCACAGGAGCAGCCCGUCUACAUCUGAACACUCUCUCACUACAGCACAUCUCUCUUUUUAUUACUGUCUAGCCAUCUUUCAGUUGUUUUAAAUCCCUUUCUCCUCUGUAUUCUGUUUGAUAUCACUUGACUUGCCUUAAUCUGUACAGUACACGUAUGUCAACAUGUACAUCCACAGUAUGACAGCAGAAAGACAGAUUAUCUCACUAGGCCGAGUGUUAAUGUGACGUGUUAUGUUUGACCAAAGAGAAAUCAUGGAUUUUAUGUGCAUAUUUAGGUGGCAAACGGAGUAAAUAUUAACUUGGGUUAAAUAAUUAAUAUCUGAAUGUACUUUAAUCAUGUUGGACCUAUACAUUGUCAGGGCAACCCAGACAAUAAAUUUACUUUUAAACUGAAGAGGUCAAGUUGAAGAAAGGGGAAUGCAUGUACAAUUCUGCUGAAUAAACUCUAAAGAAAA